AUGGCUGAACACACCUACAAGUUCGAUGUCAAGAUGACAUGUCCUGGCUGUUCUACCGCCGUCUCACGCGUCCUAGAGAAGGCCAAGACAGAUGGCGUUUCCGAGUACACUGUCAACCUCGAGACCCAAGAAGUCCUGGUUAAAGGCACCAUCCCGUACGAGGAUGUCCUCGCUCGAAUCAAGAAGACCGGCAAGGAGGUUCGUUCUGGGGAAACGGUGUCCUGA
Messenger RNA from Mycena indigotica, 225 nucleotides. RefSeq names its product Copper chaperone. The transcript is spliced from 5 exons. The record is from RefSeq and is a predicted model, not a curated record. Gene Ontology annotation, biological process: copper ion transport. Bases 1 to 225 code for a protein of 74 amino acids. Gene Ontology annotation, cellular component: cytosol. NCBI's taxonomy places the organism in Eukaryota, Fungi, Basidiomycota, Agaricomycetes, Agaricales, Mycenaceae. Gene Ontology annotation, molecular function: metal ion binding; copper chaperone activity.